Pseudoliparis swirei is the source of this 2485-nucleotide messenger RNA. It is a transcript of the gene nectin4a, whose product is annotated as nectin cell adhesion molecule 4a. Gene Ontology annotation, biological process: homophilic cell-cell adhesion; heterophilic cell-cell adhesion. Lineage: Eukaryota; Metazoa; Chordata; Actinopteri; Perciformes; Liparidae. Bases 276 to 2129 code for a protein of 617 amino acids. The record is from RefSeq and is a predicted model, not a curated record. The transcript has 11 exons. Gene Ontology annotation, cellular component: adherens junction.
UCUAAAGGGCACACAUGAUGGCAUGUGCUUGACAAAACAACACCGACGCAGAGCGAGAGGACUUACACUUUCCACCGGGACCGAGUUUUUACAACGACAGAACAUUUCACCUGGGCCGGGACGGGACUUUUGUAUCGAGGAUGAGAGCAUGAGUCCGCCUCAGUGCCUCAUGCGCGACUGCCGUCGAGGAUACCACGACCGGGACUGAUAAGCGUUGCUCCGGUGCUGACCCGCCGUCCCAGUUCGUGCACCAGUACCAGCCCCCGCCGAGGAGAAUGACACCUCUGCCGACCGGCCUGUGUCUCUGUGUCCUCUGGAUCUUUGUGACGGUGACACGGGGCAACUUUGUGGAUCUCCCGCUCAAAGAUCCCAUCCUCUCCAUGGCGGAGGAGGAGACCGUCCUGCCCUGUCGCUACCAGCCCACUGGGGGCAACACGGUGGUGCAGGUCACCUGGUACAAGCAGAAGCAGCAGAUCAUCACCGCACACCACGUUAAUGGACAGACAGCAUUCGGGACGUGGUCUCAACGCGUGCGCUUCAAAAACAGCGAGCCCACGCUGGACUCGUCUCUGGUCAUCAUGAGCACGGAGGUCUCCGAUGAGGGGAAAUACCUCUGCCGCAUCAGCACCUUCCCCUCCGGCAACUUUGACCGAGACAUGUCCGUCGUGGUGUGGACCGUUCCCAUCUCCUCCCUGGACCCUGUGGUUCUGGUGGAGGGGCAGUCCUACCGACAGGCCGCCUCCUGUCGCUCCGUGGCCCGCCCGCCCCCCCGCCUCACCUGGGACACCGACCUGAACGGCCAGGCGGUCGACCGCUCCUCCGACAACGGGGCGGUCUCCUCGCACUUCUCCCUGCACCCCCUGAGGAACAUGAACGGCAAGACGCUGGACUGCCUGGUGUGGCACCCCACCAUGACGGACCCCCGCAGGCUCACCAACCAGCUGGUGGUGCACUUCCCUCCACACGCAGAAGUGUCUGGCUUCAAUGGAGACUGGGCUGUAGGUUUGGAGAACGUUGCCCUGAGGUGUGUGAGUGGAGGAAACCCCAAACCACAGAGUUUCACCUGGAUCAGGAUUGGGGGAGAGCUGCCCGAAGGUGUCAUCCCCCACCCUAAUGGAACACUAGCUUUUGGGAGACCCCUAAGCCAAUCAGAUGGAGGCACCUACCAGUGCGUGGCGAAGAACGGCGUGGGCGUGGGGAAGGCGGAGGUGAACAUUGGUGUGGCAGAGUCGUCGCCGCCCAGCAGCCUGAUGGAGAAAAUGCUGAUGAUCAUCAUGGGGGGGGUGGCGGGGGGGCUGCUGAUCCUGAUGCUCAUCGUGGUCAUCACCCUCACGUGUCACCACAAACGCAAGAACAAGAAGCUGGAGAAGGAGCUCACUGUGAGGAAGGAGGAAAUCAGCACUCUCUCCAGGCAAGCGUCGUUCAGGAGGGUGAACUCCGUCAGCACGGACGCCAGAGGAACGACGGAGGAGAGCAUUCCUCUGAGGGCGGAGGGAACCAUGAGGACCAGCAUGUCCUCCCUCGGGGAGCAGGCCAACUGCAGGGACAGCCCCUCCACCGUGUCGGGGGGCCGGGGAGGAGGAGGAGGAGGAGGAGUAGGAGGAGCGUUCGACUACCUGGGCCGGCCGGUGCUGCACAACAACACGCGCCGGGGGCGAGACAGCAGGCCUCUGGACCGAGAGGAGGAGAGCCGCCUCCGAGUGGAGACAUACGUGAGGAACAGCGCCAUUUCUUUCCAGGAAACCCGUUUCCACCCUCCCCUCCUGCCGUCGGCCUUCCAGUUGGUGCAGUCCACCGAGAUCGUCCGGCAGCUGAACGGCAGCGCCAUCAUGCCGGCGGACGGGGGUUCGAGGCCGGGAAGCGUCGCCAAGAACCACCAGCAGCCUCCUCUGAGCCGCAGCUACCCGGCGGUGACGGAUGACGAGGAUGAAGUGGACGAGGGUCUGGGGGGUCCCGCCAGUCAGGAGCAUCCCGACGACCAGUACAGCGAGACCAACAGCUCCCAGGUGUCCGAGGCGCACAGUACCCGCUACCUGCAGACUAACGGCACACUGAGGCCCAAACGCCAGCCGAGCCCCACCGUGGUCAGUCCUCACGCCUCCCUGGUCCACAAGGCCCAGAUAGUUUAGCGAGGGCAGCUGGACAAAUAACACGUGAAACGGCAAGACUGCGGGUACACAGUAAAUGUCUGGUGAACAAUCUGCACCGCGACGCCAGCUUCUUCAUUGUGUGGGAAUAUGGUGCAAUCGAAUAACAUCUUAAGCGGGGGGGGGGGGGGGGGGGAGGGGAGACUCUACUCUGAAGCAUCUCCUGGACAUUUGUGGAAUUCAAAAUGUCUGCCGGGUGCUCCGUAUUGCUCAGGGCGACUGGCACGAACACAAAAACAAUGUCGCAAUAUUUCCAGUGCAGCUACCACGGCGUUUAUUCGCGGACACUCUUCCUCGCUUGUCUUUCGUCAUCUGUUUUUUUUGCUCUGUAACGAACA